CCACAACAAGCAGCUGCUGCACAAAGAGGAAAAAAAGACAGGUGAACAAGAAUUAGAAAGACAUUAGUUAAAAUAGUUAAAUUUCUUUAAUUUUACAUUUGAUUUAAAGGGCUUUUAUAUUAAAAUCUAAAAGUGGUAAAGAAAGAGAAAAUGAUGAGUCUGCUGUGCAUUACAAUGGUCUUCCUGACUCUGGCUGGCAGUGCAGAUAGUGAAAUGGCAAGUUCUCCAACUCCAGUGAAAGUCAUUGCAGAAAUAGGUGACAAUGUCACUCUGCCCUGCAGAGGGGCAUCAGACAGCUCAAUGUUCGGCAGUUUAAGAGUUAAAUGGAUGAAGGUGGGAGAAGAUGAAUCCCUGAAUGAAGAUGUCCUGUUAUCAAUGGGAAUCCAUAAGAAGACUUACGGAAGUUUUGAGGAUCGAGUCUUUCUGCAGGACUCAGAUGGUGACGACGCCUCCCUAAUAAUAACUUACAUCUCCAUGGAUGACAUGGGAAGAUACCGCUGUGAAAUCCUGGAUGGAGUGGAAGACAUAAUACAAGAUGUCAUCUUGGAAGUAGAAAAUGGUCCAGCUCUGGUUUCAGGUGUUGUAUUCCCAUACCACCCCCAUCAUGGCCGCUACAACCUGAACUUUGACGACGCUGUGCAGGCCUGCAUAGAUCAGGGUGCUGUAGUUGCCACCUUUGAACAGCUGUACAAGGCCUGGAUGGAUGGUCUGGACUGGUGCAACGCCGGCUGGCUGAAUGAUAGUACAGUGCAGUACCCUAUCACCAAACCCAGAGAACCAUGUGGUGGCUCCCAAAGCAUGCCUGGCCUCAGAAGUUAUGGACGUCAAAACAGGCAGAGCAGACGCUUUGACGUGUUCUGCUAUGCUUCCUCAUUAAAGGGUCAUUUCUAUUGGCUGGUUCAACCAGACAGAUUGACCUAUGACGAGGCUGUGCAGGCGUGCAUCGAUGACAGAGCAGUGAUCGCCAAGGUGGGACACCUUUUUGCUGCAUGGAAGCUCGAGGGCUAUGAUCGCUGCGAUGCUGGCUGGCUGGCUGAUGGAAGUGUCCGGUACCCCAUUUCCAGGCCCCGCAAGAACUGCAGCCCCACUGAAGCUGCAGUGCGCUUUGUUGGUUUCCCUGACAAACAAGUCAAGUCUUACGGUGUCUAUUGCUACAAAGCUGAUCAGCAAGAGUACUAAAUGUUAUAGAGAAACCAUAACCACCAAAGUGCUACAACACCCACUCAUUUAUAGAAACAAUGAAGCAGAUAGGCUUUGGAUAUUAACUAGUAUGAAGUCCGUAUGAUGAUAUGAUAACACUAAAAUAAUUUCCAUUUCAAACCAGUAUGCAAUAAACAGCAUGUUUGUAGCCAUUAGAUGUUUUCCGCUUUUCUUGCAGUGAAUUAUUUGACCAGAGUUUAGGGUAUAGAGCAACACAAUUCUUGUGACAGACAAGUUUGUUGACCAUGAAAAGAUUUUGCCGCCAUUAAACAAUUCAAAUGUGUCAAGUUUAAGCUUGAGUGCAAAACUAAUG
Messenger RNA from Nematolebias whitei (Rio pearlfish), 1513 nucleotides. Its product is annotated as hyaluronan and proteoglycan link protein 1. Gene Ontology annotation, molecular function: hyaluronic acid binding. Gene Ontology annotation, biological process: cell adhesion. Bases 151 to 1179 code for a protein of 342 amino acids. The transcript is spliced from 4 exons. Lineage: Eukaryota; Metazoa; Chordata; Actinopteri; Cyprinodontiformes; Rivulidae. The record is from RefSeq and is a predicted model, not a curated record.